AUGUUCUCCACCAUGAAGGUCGCUCUCCUUGCUCUCUUCGCCUCCAGCACCAUGGUCGCUGCUCUGCCCGGCGGUGGUGGCAAGAACACCGACUAUCCUCCUCCUCCGGCGGAGAGCACCUGCACCACCAAGUACGAGACUGCCUUCAUCACGACUUCGUCUGCCUACGUCCACAGUACGACGAAGAACGUUCCUGUCCCCAUCACUACGACUGGCUCCACGGUCAUCACUGUGACCAAGCCGGUUCCUUACACCUACACUACCGUGUCUGUCGGGGAGAAGCCUAUCACCGAGGCCGUUCCUUGCACUGAGACGAAGAGUACGGUCAUCACUUCGGUCUACACGACUGUCUACACCUCCAACAAGGUUAAGACUGUUCCGUUUACCAGCACCAUCAUCGCAACCGGCACCUCCAACAAGCCUUGCCCCACCACCCAGCCCGUUGUCGGCACGACCACCACGUACUCUGCAAGCGUGUGCGUGACCACGGAGUACAAGCCCUUCACCACCUCUACCGUCAACACCAAGUCCGAGUGCUACACCAAGACGAAGGGCUACGGCGGCUACUAA
Lasiodiplodia theobromae is the source of this 570-nucleotide messenger RNA. RefSeq lists its product as uncharacterized. The record is from RefSeq and is a predicted model, not a curated record. Lineage: Eukaryota; Fungi; Ascomycota; Dothideomycetes; Botryosphaeriales; Botryosphaeriaceae. The transcript has 4 exons. Bases 1 to 570 code for a protein of 189 amino acids.